Messenger RNA from Micropterus salmoides (largemouth bass), 3423 nucleotides. RefSeq lists its product as uncharacterized. Gene Ontology annotation, molecular function: ubiquitin-protein transferase activity. The transcript has 2 exons. Bases 633 to 1925 code for a protein of 430 amino acids. The record is from RefSeq and is a predicted model, not a curated record. Lineage: Eukaryota; Metazoa; Chordata; Actinopteri; Centrarchiformes; Centrarchidae.
CAACAGACAAAACUCUCAACUAACACGAUGUAAAGAGACAAAUGCGGAAGAGGAUUAGGGCCACGUGUGAAUUUUUUUUUUUAAAUUCUGAGUUUAAAGUCAGAAGUAUGGGUACCUGUAAAGGUCCCAUGUGAGAGAAUCACUUGCAUGAUGUAAAUUGGCCCGGGAACCACACACUGACCGAAGAUGUCGGAUUUAAGUGAGUUUUUGCGUGUUCGAGGGGUCCCAGAUGAAGCCAUUUCAUUACUGGAAGAACAAAAGAUUGACAGCAACGUUGUCGCGCUGAUGGAUGAUGCAGCGCUGGCAAAUUACAUCCCCUCCUAUGGAGACCGAAUUGCCCUCUAAAAAGCCCAUCUCAAAGCGAAAACAAGGACUUUUGGAAAAACUUCGUGAGAAAAUGAAAGUCAGAAAGGAAGGCACCAAGGAAAACGUAUCAGAUGCAGACACAAGAUCAACACAGACAAAGAAGCUUAAAACAACCCGAAAUGUAGAGAUAGGAUGGAUUCACAGUGAUGGUAAUGUAGCCAGACAGGUGAGGGCAAAGCAGGGAGGUGGCACCAGAAAAGUUAAAUUGGCAAUUAAUGCUGGAUUAAAAGACAUCCUUCAAGAAGGAAAGAAACUUUUCUUUCCUGAUGGAAUAUCUCCUAAAGGAUCAGAAUCAGAUUUCGAGUUUGAGGUGUGGGACUUCAAACAGAACCACCUCACUGAUGUCCAUUGGCACUAUGUAUGAGACGUCAAGGCUGACAAUGUUACGCUUUUACAUUGCAACAAAGCAAAAAGAACUUGAUGAUACCAGCGAGACAUCUGAAGUGAUUCUUGUCUCAGCACACAGUGGAAAUGAAAUCAAUACAGCAGAACUACAAGUGGAAUAUGUCAUGGGUGAUUUUGAUGGAGUCCAGCGUUCUCUAGAUAUGUCUGUUGACUCAAUUACCUUUGGUCCCCUCUACAGUGUUGAAGAAGACACAGAUGACACUUUGAUCUAUGAGGGUUUUUCUACACCCCCCAGUCCAGCUCAUCCAGAAGAAGUGAUAACAAUCACCAUACAUCAUGCUAACACUUUACAUGACAUGAUUACAGCUUUCUCUGAUGCAGAGAUUUUGAACAAAGCACUGAAUGUGAGACGCAAACUUCCAGACAACAAAGAAGAAGCAGGAAGUGGAUCUGGGGUACUGAGAGAUGUUCUCAGCUGUUUCUGGCAUGAAUUCUACGAUCGAUGCACACUUGGUACAACAGUUAAAGUGCCCUUCAUUCGCCAUGAUUUCCCUGCUGAAACAUGGAAGGCAAUUGGCAGAAUCCUUUUGAAAGGUUACCAAGAUUGUCAGUAUUUGCCAAACAAACUGGCACUCCCCUUCCUUGAACAGGUGCUUUUCAACAGUGUGUACAGUGAUCUUAAAGCACAUUUUCUGCAGUUUGUGAGCAGCCAAGAACGUGAGGUUCUGAUGGAAGCAAUGACUGAUUUCUCUGCAGUUGACUCUGAUGAUCUUGUGGAAGUUCUUGACGGCUAUGGCUGUAGAAGGAAAAUCACAGCGGAGACUCUUCCUACAAUAAUUGAUGAAAUAUCACACAAAGAACUGGUCCAAAAACCCAUGUUUGUUAUUGACUGCUGGAGGGAAAUCACCCAUCCUCAUCUCUCCCUCAGUCCAGAGGCACUGACCAAGUUGUUCUCUGACCUGCAACCAACCACAAAAAAGGUCUGCAAACUGCUGAAAUUUGACAUCAAUUUGACUCCAAAACAGAAGGAAGUCGGAAAUCAUCUGAAAAGAUUCAUCAGAGAGCUAGAUGAAGGUAAACUUCAGAAAUUUCUGCGGUUCUGCACUGGAUCUGAUCUCAUAGUUACAGACAGCAUCUAUGUGGAAUUUGAAGAAAUGACAGAGUUCACGAGAAGACCAAUUGGGCACACGUGGGAAGAUUCUGCACAUAGCUGACAGCUAUGAGAACUUCCCAGAUUUCCGUUCAGAAUUUAAUGCAGUUCUUGAAAGCAAUGUCUGGGUAAUGGACAUUGUUUAGAUUGACACAACCAUUACCACAACAAUCCACUGUUAAGAGUUUUUCACGUUUGAUGCAAUUAUGUAGAAAUGCAUGGACAAAAUUGCAAGGAAUGUUGAGCAAUAUAUAUUUAGGACCUACUAUAAGCACUUUAAGAAAGCUCAGCCUUGGUUACAAAAACUAUAGUGCUAUUAUCCCUUGUUUCAUGUGUUUUAGUGGUGCAUUCACAAACUAUAACAAACUGGUAUACUGUCUGUUACCAAUGCCAGAUCCAUCUCUGACAGAUUCAAGUUCUCAAGCUGCACAACACAUUGAGGUUGAGGGCUUACAUUCCAACAGCAGCAUGGACUAUGGCAUGCAUCAUCACUGUUGUGUGCAGUCAGCUAUAGAAUAUGAUGAAACUGUGUUUUUGCACUUUUAUUAAUUUUUAUAAGUUGCAAAAUGAUGUACCACCCAGGUAAAAGAUGUGUGACACCAAAAAUGCCAGUCUGCAGUCAUUGGUCAUGAUCUCAUGUUGGACUGGUUCUUCCUUCUGAACAGACCACAUCUUCAACAAAUUCUCUUUGAAGUUCAGACCCUUGCAAGUAUUUGUUACUAAAGAAAAAAUCUGAAGUGGGGUUAAUAAGUCAUACAAAUCCAGAAUUGCAGGUAUUGUUGUUUUCAGCAAAUCUGAUGUGUUCUCUUUCAAUUUUGGACUUUUUUUACUGAUUAUUAUUGCACAGGCACUAUACAAUGCAGUCUGAUAAUUUUGUGUUAUUAUUACCUACCUUGUGGAUCAUCAUAUUUGACACCAGCAAUGGCAAAGGGGUGGAAUUGUUCAGGAAUAAUUGUUCCUAAUUCUCAGGUUCUCAGCUGCUGUGUUAAUUCAGUACCAGAAAUUAUUUCCUUGCUACUAAAAGCAAGUCUGGCAUAUAGCUUUUUUUUAUAGCUGCGUGCAGGUCUUUCACAUCAUUCACUUGCCUUAAAUCUACACCCUGUUUAUGGAUGACUCUUGAGGGUAUUUUGUGAUACAGACCAUGGUUAAAUAGCUAAUUUUACCUGAAGUGGUCUUGAUCUUUUACAUUAGGUUACUGUUGUAGAAGAUGUUUUGUUAAAGAGGCUAUAUGAGAGUACAGGAUAUAAGGAUAAACAUUUAACUUUAUGCAUCAAAAUAAAAUGGAUCUUUAUAUACUACAUUAUGUAGAAUUGUUCAUGUAAUGACCACUUUUAGCUUAUUAGCAUCGCUUUAGUUGAAAUCUCUUAAGUAAAGCCUCUGUUUGUAGCCAUGUUAAAUGUUACUUUUAACAUUCAAAUGUUAGUUUACAGAAUUGAGCAAUUCUGGUUAUGUGCUCUUCACAGACUAGCCUAUCUGGUUAUGAGAUUUAACCAUCUUAAUUAUUUGUAUUACCAAGGAAAUGUUUUUAAUGUAAACUUUUAUUGUUAAUAAAAUGUUUCUUC